Molecule: messenger RNA, 1929 nt
Organism: Penicillium daleae
Lineage: Eukaryota; Fungi; Ascomycota; Eurotiomycetes; Eurotiales; Aspergillaceae
Product: arylsulfotransferase family protein
Exons: 2
Coding region: 1-1929 (642 amino acids)
Source: RefSeq, a predicted model, not a curated record
AUGGCUGGCCUGCUGCUCGUUGACAUAGCCAUCUACGCGCUAUUCACGCUCUGCAUCGCGGCGAUUGCAUCAGCAGAUCAAGAGCCGCGGUUCCGCUCGCAGAAAUACGCCAAGGGCUUCGAGGGGCCAUAUCCACUACAGCGAUACGGCUCUGCUGAUGUAUCAGGCCCGAUAUUGAACUACUGGCAUCGCAGUGUAGCCUGUCAGGAUGGGCUAUAUACUAUUCUGACGCCGCGGGGAGACUCGGUGCGGCAAUCGGGGCCGAUGAUUGUGGAUCAGCAGGGGCAUUUGGUGUGGUUUAAGCAGUACAAGACCACUUAUAACGCCAAUGUGCAUGAUUACAAGGGGGAGAGGUAUUUGACGUUCUGGGCGGGAGAUGAUUCUGUCAGAGGGCAUGGGGAAGGGACGUAUUAUAUGCUAAACUCCCACUACGAGGAAGUAUACAAAAUCCACGGUGCCAAUGGCCUGUACGGCGACCUUCACGAAUUCCAAAUCACCCGCGACGACACAGCUCUCUUCGCCGUCUACGAAAUACUCCCCACAGAUCUCCGCGAAGUGAACGGACCAAAAGUCGGCUGGAUCUACGACGGCCUCUUCCAAGAAGUCGACGUCGAAACAAACGAGAUCCUCUUCCAAUGGCGAGCAUCCGAACACUUCCCGCUCCAAGAAGCUGAGCGAGAUCGCGAAGAAGGUGACGGCGAAACCGAGGAUAACCCUUGGGACUUCUUCCAUAUCAAUAGCAUCGACAAGGAUUGGCGGGGGAAUUACCUGAUUUCCUCGCGGUAUAUGAGUUCAUUAGCGUACAUCGACGGCCGAACGGGCGAUAUUAUCUGGAAAUUAGGCGGAAAGCAGAAUUCAUUCCAGGACCUGAGUGGCGGCGCAGCAACGAAUAUCAGCUGGCAACAUCAUGCUCGAUUCCAUGUACCAUACGACACGAACUCCACACGAAUGAUAUCCCUCUUCGAUAACGCGUCUCGCGGCGAAGGCGCACCCGAAAACACGAGUCGCGGAUUAAUCAUCGAAAUCAACGAAGAGGACAUGACUGUCGCCGUGGUGCAAGAGUACUGGAACCCAACGCCCAUCAGUAGCCAAUCGCAGGGCUCAAUGCAGGUCCUCGACAACGGAAAUGUUGUCUUGGGCUACGGGUACAGCGCUGCAUGGACGGAAUUCACCGCAGAGGGCGAGGCACUCUGCGAAGUCCAUUUCGGACCACAGACUCAAUUUCACCGAGGGCAGAUCGUUUCGUAUCGUGUUUUCAAGCAGGAGUGGCUUGGGUUGCCGUUGACGAGUCCCUCUGUCGCAUUAUCCGGUACCCAGGCCGCUGUGAGCUGGAAUGGAGCUACUGAAGUGGUGACUUGGGUUUUGCAGGGGGCUUUUUCCAGGGGAGAGCAGGGUGAGAAUGUCGGUGUUGUGGCUGCUCGACAACUCGCGGACAGCGAGGACCUCGAUCUCGAAUUUGAGUUCAUCUCCGCGGCUCCAAAGUCGGGAUUUGAGACUAUCAUCUACUUGCCACGCGAUACACCGUAUAGCAAGUUGCGGAUCAUCGCCCUGGGCAAGAAGGGUGAUACCCUGGGUGCGACGGCAGAAUUGGACUGGGAACCAGAGGAAAUGAACAAGGAAGUCGCCGUGUAUAGUGGCGAGGAGCAACCGAAUGAACAAGAUGCGGAUACCGAGGAAACAUCUGACACAACGUCCCUUUGGACAAUUGGAAUUGGAUUAAUCACUGUGGCGGUACUCGGAUUCUGUGUAUGGCUGUUGUGCAAGAUUGCAAAUAGCGGCUCUUUGAAGAACAUGUUUACCCGUGAGAAGAACGGAGGUGUCUGGCAACGGGUGUAUGCAGAGGAGGAAUUGGAUGAACUGGAAGGCUUCAGUGAUGUGGAGUCGGGAGAUCAUGCGAGUGACUCUUUAUUGAAACGCCCUGGAGGAUAG